UUUCACUUUUCCAUAACUUAAAGAAUUAAACACCUACACAUAUCACGAGGAACUAAUAAUUAGUUGUUUUUUUCUUGACAAUGAUUGUACUUUAAUAUUUUGCUUAUUGUGGUAGUUUUGGAGUAGUGCGUUACUGCGUUGUACCUAUCCUUCCUAGGACGUAAUUGUGAGUGAAACAUCCCUGCUUUGUUUAUCAUCCUCAUGUGUUCAGCAGUUGAUCGUACUUCCGAUUUUAUACGUUCCGUUCAACUUAGUCGUUCUAAAUUGAAUGACUUUAAGCGUCAAGAUGAAUUAUCUUCUAAUUCACUUGGAAAUCACGUAAUGGACCACACAUCUUUGGGUAUGCCUAAGGCUAAUUCCAAUGAUUCCGUAUUUGAAAACAAUAUUUCACACAAAAUUAAUGUUCUAAAUGGAUCUAUAAAGAAUCAAGAUCACUCUAAUAAAAAAUCUGCUGCUCUUAGUCAGCGUUCACAGUUUACGAAAGCGGCUUCAGUUAUUAGUCAAGAUCUAACAAACACAUUUUCUAAAUUGGAACAGUUGAAUGCAUUAGCUCGAAAGCAAACGCUGUUCGAUGAUCAUAGUUCGGAAAUUCAACACUUGACAUAUGUUAUAAAAGAAUCUAUAGCGAACCUAAACAAUAGAAUUGCUAAUUUACAAGAAAUUUCGAAAUCUCAGGUAUCUGUUGGGAAACAACAAUCUACACACUCUCGUUCCGUACUAAUGGUUUUGCAAACUCAUCUCGCUAAAAUGUCUGAUCAAUUUCGAGGAGUGUUAGAAUACCGUUCUAAGAAUAUAAAGUCACAGAAUGCUCGUAAAAGCAAAUAUAGUUCAUUGGAUGACAAGUAUGAAUCAUCUGAAACAAUGUCAUCUGUAAAACCUCCACAUGUUGUUAUCCCGUCAGUUUUGUUAAAAGAUGAUGAACGUGCCAGAGAAGCUUUACUCAGUGAAAAACAAGGAAAUGAUGGACUAAAUGGUUUAGGGAAUUUAGGACUAUCUACUCUACCUGUAAACUCAAAUUUAGGACUUGCUCAAAAAUAUAUCAACACUGAUCAAACUGAUUCCUAUUUACAAUCUCGAUCAGAUGCAAUGCAAAGUAUUGAACAUACAAUUGUUGAACUGGGGCAAAUUUUUCAACAAUUAGCUACUAUGGUACAUGAACAAGAUGAAUCAAUUCGUCGUAUUGAUGCUAAUGUUGAUGAUGCAACAGUUUCAAUUGAAGCUGGUCAUUCAGAAUUACUUCGUUAUUUUCGUUCAAUUAGUUCAAGUCGAUGGCUUAUGAUUAAAGUAUUCUUUGUUUUAAUUAUAUUUUUUGUAAUAUUUGUUGUAUUUUUUGCUUGAUUUUCUCUCUUUUUCUUUUUGUAAUUUAUUAUCAUUAUAAUAAAAGAAUAUAUGAAUAAAGUGGAAGGUGAAACACAUAUUGAAAUACCUCUCUUUACUAUCGAUUACUCAUAUUAAUGUGUUACAUAAUCACACUAUUUUGGGUUUUUUUGGUAACUUAUCGUUUUAUAGUUACAAACACACACAUACAAACAUACACAGAUACGCAUAACGUUUCAUACACCUCCCGUAUGUAUGUAAGUGCACAAAAGACAAUGGCAUAUAUGUCGUAAUAAUACACAGAGAAAUGGGAAAAAAACCCUACUGGAAUUCCAAAUAGGUAAUCGUGUUUAUUACUUCAUUUCGUUCUCAUUAAUUCAUAAAUAAAUAAAUAUCAAUCUGUCUUUCAUCCAAUUUACUCACUAUGUAUAAUAAUGAGUUUGUUUGUUAUGCUGUAGUUUGGUUAACUGUUGUGAAGUGGAUCAUUAUAGACAAUUAAGUAAAGAGUUAUAAUGAAAUAUAUAUUUUUUCUUUGUCUGGAUGUGUUUCGUUCAUUCUUUCUUGAUACUCUGAUCGUUUUCUUUGAUCCCUAUAUUCCUUUUUUUUCUGUAAUUCUAUCUGCAUCAUUGAUGCUGUGUUCCCUCCCUCCCUCCCCCUUCUCUCUCUCCCUCCCCCUCCGUCUCUCUCUCUCUCUCUCUC
Schistosoma mattheei is the source of this 2016-nucleotide messenger RNA. The record is from the annotation of a GenBank genome assembly. NCBI's taxonomy places the organism in Eukaryota, Metazoa, Platyhelminthes, Trematoda, Strigeidida, Schistosomatidae.